Canis lupus familiaris (dog) is the source of this 1591-nucleotide messenger RNA. It is a transcript of the gene ARPC4, whose product is annotated as actin related protein 2/3 complex subunit 4. Gene Ontology annotation, cellular component: Arp2/3 protein complex; actin cytoskeleton. The coding region runs from base 156 to 662 and encodes 168 amino acids. NCBI's taxonomy places the organism in Eukaryota, Metazoa, Chordata, Mammalia, Carnivora, Canidae. Gene Ontology annotation, biological process: Arp2/3 complex-mediated actin nucleation; actin filament polymerization. The transcript has 6 exons. The record is from RefSeq and is a predicted model, not a curated record. Gene Ontology annotation, molecular function: actin filament binding.
GGACCGGGGGCUCCCAGGCUCCCCCUCCCCGCUCGGGCAUAGUGGUCCCGUCCGGAAGUCCGGGCGCAGACCGAGGCUGCGCCCCUCGCGGAAGGGCAGGCGUCGCGGGCUGGCCACUUCCGCACUUCCGCUUUCCGGCCCAGCCAGCGCCCGCGAUGACUGCCACUCUCCGCCCCUACCUGAGUGCCGUGCGGGCCACACUGCAGGCUGCCCUCUGCCUGGAGAAUUUCUCCUCCCAGGUCGUGGAACGACACAACAAGCCAGAAGUGGAAGUCAGGAGUAGCAAAGAGCUCCUGUUACAACCUGUGACCAUCAGCAGGAAUGAGAAGGAAAAAGUUUUGAUUGAGGGCUCCAUCAACUCUGUCCGGGUCAGCAUUGCUGUGAAACAGGCUGAUGAGAUCGAGAAGAUUUUAUGCCACAAGUUCAUGCGCUUCAUGAUGAUGCGAGCAGAGAACUUCUUUAUCCUUCGAAGGAAACCAGUGGAGGGAUAUGACAUCAGUUUUCUGAUCACCAACUUCCACACAGAGCAGAUGUACAAACACAAGUUGGUGGACUUUGUAAUCCACUUUAUGGAGGAGAUUGACAAGGAAAUCAGUGAGAUGAAGUUGUCGGUCAAUGCUCGUGCCCGCAUCGUGGCUGAGGAGUUCCUCAAGAAUUUUUAAAUCAUCUGGCUGGACCUCAAGGCCUUCCCCUCCAGACUCCCCUGUGUCUCUGCAAAGACAUCCUGGAGUUAUUCCCCAGAGUGGCAGCAACGAUGACAGCAGCAGCAGAGGCGGGGAGCUGGGUUGGGGUGGGUGUUAGAUAUGGGAGGUGGGUGGUAUGCUUGCUAGCUGGGCAACAGAGCAGCAGUGAACCUGCCCCAAGGCCACACGUGCCUGGUCAGGCUGGCUUCUGAUGUUCAGUCCCCUGGGCUGGGACAGAUUUUUUUUAACGUCUUGAAACUUAAAUUCUGUGCUUGUAGGAGACUGUAACCUUUUUGUCUUUUUUUUUUUUUUUUUUACACGAAACAACUUCCACCUCCAGUGGCUGUGACUGGUCCCAGUGAUUGUACCAUAUUGGUCGCUGUGGGUCUGGGCGGGCCUGGAGCCAGAAGGCGACUAUUGUGUCACCCCCACCCCCACCCCCAAACCCCAAGUCUGGGGAGAGGGAGGGAAGGAGGAAGGUUUCAGACUCCAGUUCUUUCCCUUGCCCUCUUACUCCUGAGCCUCCUGGGCCCAGUAGAAGUUGUUGGGACUCUCUGCCAGCUUCCUGAGCUCUUCCUGAAGAUGGCCAUCCAGCACUGGUUGGGGACAAGGGCUGAACUGAUGGCCACCAGCCAUGCCUAGGAGCUGGGCCCUGAAAGCCAGGCACCUCUGGCCGCAGGGGCCACUUUGUGCCCUCCCAGCUGAAAGGGGCCACUAUUUUCGCCUUGUCUGUCAGUGCAGUGCCUGUGCAAGAAGUGGAGGGGUGAGUCCUCCGGAGUUUCCUGAGCUGGGGUUCUUCACCUGCUCUGGCUCCUCUGCUCCAACGCUCGCUGUACCUUUUCUUAUUUUGGUGGAUCCUGCCUCCUCCCUUGAUUAAAGUCUCUUUUUGCCCCUUUGGGGCUGCAUGA